Messenger RNA from Closterium sp. NIES-65, 1326 nucleotides. The record is from the annotation of a GenBank genome assembly. NCBI's taxonomy places the organism in Eukaryota, Viridiplantae, Streptophyta, Zygnematophyceae, Desmidiales, Closteriaceae.
AUGACGAGUCGCCUUGGGUGUCGCCCGUAUCGUCAGACCACGGAGCAAAUAGGCGUGAGGAGACGAGAAAUUCGCGCUUUGCCCCCCUGUGCUGACCCUCGCCCAUCGCCCUUGCCCUGCCCGCCCACCGCCCGUCGCCCUCGCCGCCUAGCCGCCCGUCGACCUCGCUUCCCUCGCCCAUCGCUCUCGCUUUCCCCGCCUACCACCCUCGCCUCGCCUGUCCCCCUCGCUGCUUCCCCGCCCGCCGCCCUCGCAUCCGCCCGUCACCCGCCCUUCUGCCCGUUGCCCUCCCUUCCGCCCACCGUCCUUCCUUCCCCUCGUCGCGCUCCCUUCCGCCCGUCGCCCUCCCUUCGUCUCGUCGCCCUCCCGUCCUCCCGUUGCCUUCCCUUCCGCCCGCCGCCCUUCUUUUCCCUCGUCGCGCUCCCUUCCCCCCGUUGCCCCCCUUCGUCUCGUCGCCUCUCUGUCGUUCGUCGCCCUCCUUCCCGCUCGUCCCCUCGCAAUCCCCGUCUCUCUCUCCCCCCGUCGCCCUCUCUUUCCCCGUCGCCCUCCCAUCCACUCCUCGUUGUCCUCGCCAUCCCUCCCUUCUCCCUUCUCAUCUCGCACACUUCUCUCUCCCCGGCAUCUCCCUCGCUCCCCACGUCCUCUUCCCUGCUUCCCCCCAUCCCCUUCCGUGCUUCCCCCCAUCCCUUUCCAUGCUUCCCCCCAUCCCCUUCCGUGCUUCCCCUCAUCCCCUUCCGUGCUUCCCCCCAUCCCCUUGCGUGCUUCCCCCCAUCCCCUUCCGUGCUCCCCCCCGUCCCCUUGCGUGCUUCCCCCCAUCCCCUUCCCUGCUUCCCCCCAUCCCCUUCCGUGCUUCCCCUCAUCCCCUUCCGUGCUUCCCCCCAUCCCCUUCCGUGCUUCCCCUCAUCCCCUUCCGUGCUUCCCCCCAUCCCCUUCCCUGCUUCCCCUAAUCCCCUUCCGUGCUUCCCCCGUCCCCUUCCCUCCUUCCCCCCGUCCCCCUCCCAGCAUCCCCCCAUCCCCUUCCCUGCUCCCCCCCAUCCCCAUCCCUGCCUCCCCCGUCCCCUCCCCUGCCUCCCCCCAUCCCCUUCCCUGCUUCCCCCCAACCCCUUCCCUGCUCCCCCCCAUCCCCCUUUCAGCAUCCCCCCAUCCUUUUCCUGCUUCCCCCCAACCCUUUCCCUGCUCCCCCCCAUCCUCUUCCCUGCUUCCCCCCAUCUCCUUCCCUGCUUCCCCCCAUCUCCUUCCCUGCUUCCCUCUGUUUCACCCUUGCUCCUUCUGUGCCCAGCACCAGAUGUGGCUUUACCACAGCCCGGUUUAUUGCUUGCAGUGUAG